Molecule: messenger RNA, 1698 nt
Organism: Aspergillus ochraceoroseus IBT 24754
Lineage: Eukaryota; Fungi; Ascomycota; Eurotiomycetes; Eurotiales; Aspergillaceae
Product: 3-oxoacid CoA-transferase
Exons: 8
Coding region: 1-1698 (565 amino acids)
Biological process (GO): ketone body catabolic process
Molecular function (GO): succinyl-CoA:3-oxo-acid CoA-transferase activity
Source: RefSeq, a predicted model, not a curated record
AUGGCAACACUCCGACUUUCGGUCUCGGCCUUAUCCCGGAAGGCGACCAGCAUUGCUCGCCCGCAACUUUACCGCGCGUAUCAGAGAACAUGCUUGCCCCCGGUUGCGUCGAUAGCUCGGGCAAGAUAUUCUACUCCUUCACCUCGCACUGGAGAAUCUACCCGGGCCCGAGCUCCAGCAAUUGAUCGUUCAGCUUCAAAAUUGUUCAAAAAUGCAGAUGAGGCUGUCGCUGACCUCCAGAGUGGGUCAACUAUUCUUAGCUCCGGAUUUGGUCUUUGUGGAGUUGCAGAUACCAUUAUAUCUGCGAUUCACCGACGGGGAGUCGAGAACAUCCACUCUCUAACGGCCGUCUCAAACAACGCUGGCGCAGCCGGGAAGGGAGGGCUGUCUACGCUGACACAUUCUGGUCAGGUCGAUCGACUAAUCAUAUCCUACCUUGGGAAAAAUAAAGCGCUUGAGAAAAAGUACCUCUCGGGGAACAUUGCUAUCGAGCUGUGUCCCCAGGGUACCUUGGCUGAGCGGUUGCGCGCAGGAGGAGCUGGCAUCCCUGCUUUUUACACGGCUACUGGAGCUCGUAUGUUCAGCAAUGCAAUAUUCCGUGAAGUGGGCGAACUAACUUUUGUAGAUACCUACAUCCAGGAUGGAAAGAUCCCUGUACGGCUUGAUGCAUCUGGUAAGGUUCUGGAGCAUGGCAACCCUCGCGAAACGCGGGUUUUCAACAACAAGACAUACUUGAUGGAGACUGCGCUUACCGGGGAUGUCGCCAUUCUUCGCGCGUGGAAGGCAGACGAGGCCGGGAAUUGCGUUUUCCGCUACACUACGAAGGCGUUCGGUCCGAUUAUGGCCAAGGCAGCUACUCUGACCAUUGUGGAGGCCGAAAAUAUUGUCCCCGUUGGCUCAAUUGACCCUAAUGAUGUUGAUUUGCCUGGAAUAUUCGUGGAUCGGAUUGUGCCUGCGACUAGCGAGAAGCACAUUGAAAUCGUGAAGCUCCGGACGCCAAACGAUGAAAGCACCACCGCUGCACCAGAGGAUCCGGCUAUCGUCAAACGCAAUAAGAUCGCCAAAAGAGCUGCCAAGGAACUCAAGCAGGGAUACUAUGUGAACCUCGGAGUUGGAAUCCCUACAAUUGCGGCUUCGAUGCUGCCGGAGGGGGUUAAAGUUUGGAUUCAGUCAGAAAAUGGAAUUCUCGGAAUGGGACCGUACCCCACAGAAGACGAAGUUGAUCCAGAUAUCAUCAACGCCGGCAAAGAAACCGUCACCCUGGUCCCAGGCGCUGCUACCUUUGACAGCACUGAAUCGUUCGGCAUGAUUCGGGGCGGACACGUCGACGUCUCGAUCUUAGGGGCCCUGCAAGUUAGUGCCAAAGGCGACCUAGCCAACUACAUGAUCCCUGGCAAGGUAUUCAAGGGCAUGGGAGGCGCCAUGGACCUAAUCUCCAACCCGGACCGAACCAAGAUCGUUGUCGCGACCAGCCACACUGCAAAGGAUGGAUCCCCAAAGAUCGUCUCGGAGUGCGCACUGCCCUUGACAGGAGCGAACUGUGUGAGCAUGAUUAUCACAGAGCUGUGUGUAUUCCACGUCGACCGUACCAAGGGGGAACUUACCCUAACUGAGCUUGCGCCGGGUGUGGAGGUUGAAGAGAUUCGCCAAAAGACUGGAGCGAAGUUCAAGGUUGCUGAGAAGCUCGAGAUGAUGUGA